Molecule: messenger RNA, 1581 nt
Organism: Daldinia childiae
Lineage: Eukaryota; Fungi; Ascomycota; Sordariomycetes; Xylariales; Hypoxylaceae
Product: L-ornithine N(5)-monooxygenase
Exons: 3
Coding region: 1-1581 (526 amino acids)
Biological process (GO): intracellular iron ion homeostasis
Source: RefSeq, a predicted model, not a curated record
AUGGCACCGCAUAGUCUAUUAGACGGUCAUGAUGACGGCCCAACCAGCAAUGGUUUUCCAAAGAGCGACACUGAUGAUCAACCAGCCCGGUUGUCAGCCUAUAGCUCUCUGAAUAACAAGUCGCACCUAAAGAAGACGUCAACAGAAGAUGUGCAUGAUCUUGUCUGUGUUGGAUUCGGACCAGCUAGUCUCGCGGUCGCAGUCGCCCUUCACGACGCCAUCGACAAUGGUAGUCUCCACAAGACGGGCACCGGGUCGACUCCGAAAGUUCUUUUCCUAGAGAAACAGCCAAGGUUUGCGUGGCACGCCGGAAUGCUCCUCCCUGGCGCAAAAAUGCAGAUAUCUUUCAUCAAAGACAUGGCUAGCUUAAGGGAUCCUACCUCGCAGUUCACUUUCUUGAACUACCUCCACAAGAACGGCCGGCUGGUUGAGUUCACAAAUCUAAAUACGUUUUUACCGUCGAGGGUCGAAUAUGAGGACUACCUCCGCUGGUGCGCCAGCUUUUUCGACGACGUCGUCCAAUACAACAGCGAAGUGGUGUCUGUCUCUCCUGUAAAGGGGCUCGAACCCAACGGAUCGGUUUCCACCUUUACCGUUACGUCGAAGGAUCAUAAAACUGGUGAACUAACUACUUAUCGAUCCAAGAACGUUCUUCUAGCUAUUGGUGGACAACCAUCGAUACCGAAAUGCUUACCUUCGAAUCACCCUCGAGUCAUCCACUCGUCUCAAUACGCGCAUCUCGUGCCAAGGAUUCUAGAAAAUCCAGCUUCUCCCUACCGAGUAGCUGUUAUCGGAGCCGGACAGAGCGCCGCCGAGAUUUUUAACAACAUUCAAGUCCUAUAUCCGAAUUCUCGGACAUCCUUGAUCAUGCGCUCCGAAUUCCUGAAACCCAGCGACGAUUCACCAUUCGUUAAUUCAAUCUUCAACCCCUCGUUUGUGAACUCCCUCUAUCAAAGAUCUGCCGAAGACAGAUACACCCUACUAGAGGGAGCUCGGAGCACCAACUACGGAGUGGUCCGGCUAGAGCUUAUCGAGCGUCUAUACGAGAAAAUGUACGAUCAAAGACGCGAACUUGGGACCGACGAAAGAAAAUGGCCGCAUCGCAUCCUAGGUACUACAGAUGUAGUCGGCUUAGACACCAAGUCUGAUCAGCUGCGGCUCACAGUUCGUCCUCUAACGUCGAAGACUGCCGUUCACGACGGCACGCGGGAAGAAGAAGUCUUGGAUGUCGAUCUCGUCAUCGCAGCAACAGGCUACCAGCGCCAGUCUCAUCUGACUAUGAUAGAAGACGUGGCUCAUUUGCUACCUCAAGCUUCCGAGUCAAACGGAGCUCUACCAAGUGGCAUAGUUGGACGGAAAUUUUCAGAAGCUAAGAUUAACGACCGCUCGGUAAAGGUAUCGCGCGACUACAGCGUGCAGUUUUCCCCUGGGAAAGUGGCGCCAGGAUCCGGCAUUUGGCUUCAAGGUUGUUGCGAGGGAACACAUGGAUUAAGCGAUACUCUGCUGUCUGUUUUAGCUACCCGAUCCGAGGAGAUAGUCGGCUCUAUAUUCGGCAAGGGUGUGCAAAAUGGGAGCAAGUGA